Messenger RNA from Rubroshorea leprosula, 1423 nucleotides. NCBI's taxonomy places the organism in Eukaryota, Viridiplantae, Streptophyta, Magnoliopsida, Malvales, Dipterocarpaceae. The record is from the annotation of a GenBank genome assembly.
AUCUAGGUACAUUGUUUCUUCAGCUCAUUCUUGUUAAAUCAAAGGUUCUAUCAUGUAAAUUCUUAACCCAAUUCCUUUUUUUUUUUCCAGAAAUUUUCCACAUAACAAAGCAUCCAAAUUAAUGAAGAAAGGAUUCUGUGCUAGCAUUAAAAAUUUUCUUUCGAAUACUGCCUCCGGCGGAAACUCCAUCACGCCCGCCGCCACCGGUGUAGAUGUACGGGAGGAAUAUGCCAACGCCUUCAGGACAGAAUCAUACAAUCAGUUUUGGACACGUGUCCUCGCCAUAUCCCAUAAAAAUUCCGCCACGUGUAUAAGUCCGGCUGAGUCCACCGCCGCCGAUCGGCUUGCUUCAUACCGGCUUUUUGUGGAGCAUCUCUUGGAUCCGGAUCAACCCACGGUUUCCCGGAUGCUUUCCUUGACCCAACACCGACCCGCUGUACAUAAUCUUUUGUGGGAUUAUUUCUCCCAAACUGCAAAUGCUUCCAUCCUAUGUGGCUUAUUGCUAAAAGACGUAGACCGUACACGUGUUAGAUAUCAUGCUUUCAAGAAAUCCUUGCCGUUCCUUGAGAAUGUCGAAUUCUCAAAUGAAAAUACCAUACCGGGUAUCAUAACUCACCUGACCCAACUAUCCAAUGUUCGUAACCCGUUUUCAUUAUCCGACCCAUCUUCAUGCCGGCUUCAAUCCAUCCAAAUUAGCAGCUCCGAAUUACUCAAGCGCCUCGAGUCAAGCCGUGAUAAGUCUCGAGCCAAACUUCGAUUGAUAAAUAGACUACAACAUAGCUCAGGUAUAUUUCUAGUAGUCCUAACUACUUCGUUAACAGUGAUUGUUGCAUCCCAUGCCCUAGCAUUACUAGUAGCCACGCCGGGUCUCAUUAUGGCUUCCUUCGAAUUGGCUUCAAUGAAAAGGCUGGUUAGGGUAUCUGCUCAGCUUGACACAGCUGCUAAAGGGACUUAUAUAUUAAGCAGAGAUUUAGAAACUACAAGUCGACUUGUGGCUCGACUUAGUGAUGAGCUAGAACACAUGAGAGCCAUGGUGAGGUUUUGGCUUGAGCGUGGAGAGGAUAGACUCCAAACUAGCUCUGAAGUGGUGCGACAGCUGAAGAAGAGUGAUGCAAGCUUUAGCCAACAACUUGAUGAGUUGGAGGAGCAUUUGUAUCUGUGUUUCAUGAACAUCAAUAGAAUAAGAAACCUUGUUGUAAAAGAAAUGUCGAAUCUGGGUCAACUCUCUACCCAAGAUGCAAAUAUGAUAUCAAAAGGAUUAUAAUUAUUUUCUUCACAUUGGUUUUGCAAAAUAAAAAUUUGUUAUUGUUGAUUUGGAAACUCUUUAGUAACGUUAUUAUUUUUUAUUUUAUUUCUGACAAGCAAUGCACAGGCACAAUCAUACUCUUAGGUAGAUCUUCGCAAAUAAAGGGGAUAGAUUCCA